AGAACGGCCACGGCUACAGUUGCUGACCAGCAGUUUGAAGAGUAUUGUACUCCACCGUGAAGCUGUGCAACGAUGCGUUCCGUUUUUCUUCUCACCACUACGACUCUGGUGCUGCUGAGCACGACUGCCUACGCCUGGCUGUACGACACGACGUCUGUCGACUGUCUGCAGUCUCAAUGGACAGAGUGGAUGAAGGUUGGCUACAACACCCGCCUCCGUUCCAGGGUGAUCCUACGUCACCCGUCCAACGGCGGGACUGGUUGCGGUCCUAACGAGGAAACGGAACAGCUGCCCGCAGGUGAGACGAUCACCCCCCAGGAAACGGCACGAGCCUUCGACACGUUCUUCCUGAAGGGUCAAACCAGCCUUACCCGGAGCCCCGAGAAAGAGCGAGAUCUGCUCGUCAUCCUCGAUGAGUCUGGCAGUAUUACAUCUCCGGUUUUCUACGAUGCAAGGGACGCAUUGGGUGAAUUGCUGGGCUAUAUCUGCCCCGGUAUAGGCCCAAAUUAUCCAUACCACCAGGUCGCGUUCAUGACCUUCAGCUCGAGAUUCACAGAGCACUUUGACUUCAAUGACUAUGGUACCUACGCGGGCGUGAGAAAUGCAAUUUCGCAGGUCACUUAUUCAAGUGGCGGUACAGCUACUCACGAGGCCCUUGACUACGCCCGAACAACCAUGUUCGCAAACGGAGACUUCAGCGUCUCUACCAAGGGACUACGCUCUGGGUCUCUGAAGGAGGUCCUUCUGAUCACCGAUGGGCAGCCCAAUGACGCCUCUGCAACUGUAGCGGCGGCUCAAAGGCUACAAAACAUCGGUGUUUCUGUAUUUGCUCUGGGCAUCGGCAACGUUGUCAACAGCCACAUGGAGCAGCUGGUUUCAGAACCAGAGUACAAACACAUUUUCCACCUCGAGUCCUUCGAUGACUUCCACACCAUGGUGGAGGCCGUGGAAUCGGUGUACAGUACUGGUGAGAGAUGCGUCAACCUUAACCCGUGGAGUCGCCGUGGAGUGGCAUGAGCUUCGUUUUUAUGUUGCGUCCGUCUGCGUCGUUAAAACAACGUUCAGACAUGCUUGAACAAAUUCUGACAAUAGGUUGAAUAAAACAUAUUGAUGAA
Messenger RNA from Branchiostoma floridae (Florida lancelet), 1115 nucleotides. RefSeq names its product matrilin-2-like. The record is from RefSeq and is a predicted model, not a curated record. Bases 73 to 1017 code for a protein of 314 amino acids. Lineage: Eukaryota; Metazoa; Chordata; Leptocardii; Amphioxiformes; Branchiostomatidae. The transcript has 7 exons.